Penicillium pulvis is the source of this 555-nucleotide messenger RNA. RefSeq names its product diphthamide biosynthesis protein 4. Gene Ontology annotation, molecular function: metal ion binding. The transcript has a single exon. The record is from RefSeq and is a predicted model, not a curated record. The coding region runs from base 1 to 555 and encodes 184 amino acids. Gene Ontology annotation, biological process: protein histidyl modification to diphthamide. NCBI's taxonomy places the organism in Eukaryota, Fungi, Ascomycota, Eurotiomycetes, Eurotiales, Aspergillaceae.
AUGACCGAGUCGUCGACAGACUACUAUCGGGUCCUUGAGCUCCCCUUCUCGAGCAACUCUGCCACCCCCCUCUCGAAUUUGCAGAUCAAACUCGCCUACCACAAAGCCCUCCUCAAACACCACCCAGACAAAGCCGGCGCUGUCGCAAAACAGUCCGGCCUCACGGGUCCGGCCUCUGCAUCAUCGAAUUUUUACUCCACAUCCAAGACUGAUCGGCGAUCAUAUACCAUCGAUGAGAUUACCACGGCCUACAAGACACUCUCCGAUCCGCAGUUGCGCGCAGAAUACGAUCGCUCGCUUCGGUUGAACCGCGCAAAGUUUGCGGAGGACACCACCGAGGUUUUUCAUACGGGCCUGGAGACAGUAGAUCUAGAUGACAUGGAUUAUGACGAGGAGGACGGCUCCUGGUAUCGUGGCUGUCGAUGUGGAGACGAGAGGGGCUUCUCGGUCACAGAAAACCAUCUGGAGUCAAGUAUGGAUCAUGGAGAGGUCGUCAUCGGAUGUGUGGGGUGCAGUCUCUACAUGAAGAUUCUCUUUGCUGCUGAAGAAGGCUGA